AUGCUUCAGCAGCUGACGCGUGGAAACGCUCUUUUUCUCAUCUUAAUUUUGGGAAUUGGAGGAAGCUUCCAGGCAGGAUACCAUAUGACCUCCAUCAGUUCUCCCUCACCGUUCAUCAAGCACUUCAUCAACAGCACUUGGUAUGAGAGAUAUGCGGUGCCGCCACCAGGGAGCACCAUCACCAUCAUCUGGUCCCUCAUCGUGUCCAUGUUCGCCGUGGGGGGCCUCCUUGGUGCCAUCAGUGUCAAGUCCUUCUCGGGUCUGCUGGGAAGAAAAAAGGCGGUGAUCUGCAACAGCUUUAUUGCCAUUGCUGCAGCCACCAUCAUGCUGACAAGUAAAUGGGCCAAGUCUUAUGAAAUGAUCAUUGUGGCCAGAAUACUGUUUGGCUACUCAGCAGCUUUGGGAAUGAGCACCCAUCUGAUGUACCUCGGCGAGAUGUCACCCAGAAAGUUAAGAGGCGCUGUCACCAUGACCUCAGCGACCUUUGCUUCCUUUGGCAAACUAUCUGCUCAGUUUAUGGGCCUCAGUGAGAUCCAAGAGCUGUGGAACGUGGUCCUUUGCGUGCCUGCUUGUCUUUCAGUGGUCCAUGUGAUGGUGAUGCCUUAUCUUCCCGAAGCGCCCAGAUAUCUGUUCAUCGAGAAACGAGAUGACAAAGGUUGCCAAAAAGCUCUUCAGAGCCUCUGGGGCCAAGGUGACUUCAAACAAGAAAUGGAGGAGAUGUUGACUGAGCAGGCAACGAUGGAAGCGGCCCCAACUAAAAGUCCUCUCCUGCUCCUUCAGGACCAAACAGUCCGAUGGCAGCUUAUCACCAUGUCCACCAUCUACUGCUGCAACCAGUUAUCGGGCAUGUCCGUGGUCAGCACUUUUGCUUUUGAUAUCUUUCGAAGAGCAGGGAUCCCAACGGAUCAAAUCCGUUACAUUACUAUCGGACUUGGCAUAACGGAAAUGAUCACCUCCAUAUCAUGCGGUUUGAUAAUUGAGCAUGCAGGAAGGAGGCCACUCUUCUGGGGGGGUUAUGGCAUCAUGUGUGCAUGCUGGCUCUCGGUUACUGUCGUGCUCAACUUGAAAGGUUCUAAUGCCUGGGCCCCCUACCUGACUGCUGUAUUGAUCAUCCUCUUCAUCAUCUUCUUCUCUGGAGGGCCAGGGGCAGCAGCAGGAACCCUCAACAGUGAAAUCUUCAUUCAGUCCAAUCGGGUGUCUUCGUUUGUCAUCUUCGGGAUUCAGCGCUGGUCUGUAUAUGCCGUGAUGGGCCUGGCCUUUCCCAUACUUAUUAAUGCACUGGACACGUACUGCUUUGUGAUUUUUGCCUGCAUGUCCCUGCUGGGUUGCAUUUUCAUCUUCUUCUUCCUGCCUGAGACCAAAGGGAAGACGCUGCUGGAGAUCUCAGACCAGUUUAAAGCCAUCACCGUCUGUGGGAAGUCUUUUCAAAAAGAGAGCCAAAUGGAGACCAAGUUAUAGGGUCACACUGCAUUAGGCAAGAAAUAAAUACAUAUCAAAUCAAAGCCUGAUGACCGAAAGUGUUGCAUAGAUACAGUCCCUAAAAGUGAUACUUGAAAAAAGUAUGAACAAAUAAAUGAAUGCAACACUAAACAUCCUGAUAGCGCAGAGAGGAUGUGCGCCGCUAGAGGGUGCUGUUUAUGUUUCAAAAACCUACAGUGGAAUAUAAUCGCUAAUAAACAGAAUUGUACAGUUAAACUAAAUGUGUCUGACAAUCCUUGUUGUAAGAUGUGAUCGUUUUUUCUUGCAUUAGAAG
Messenger RNA from Syngnathus typhle (broad-nosed pipefish), 1753 nucleotides. RefSeq names its product solute carrier family 2 member 9, like 1 (gene slc2a9l1). The record is from RefSeq and is a predicted model, not a curated record. Gene Ontology annotation, cellular component: membrane. Gene Ontology annotation, biological process: monosaccharide transmembrane transport. Lineage: Eukaryota; Metazoa; Chordata; Actinopteri; Syngnathiformes; Syngnathidae. The coding region runs from base 1 to 1458 and encodes 485 amino acids. The transcript has 12 exons. Gene Ontology annotation, molecular function: hexose transmembrane transporter activity.